UCACGCGCUCUGAGCUCCUUGCAGGGGGAGGCUGGGCCGGCAGCUCCACUGUGGCUCAACCAGUCCCGGUUGCCCCAAAAUCCAGCCGGACUUGGGUCCGCCAACCCCUGGGGCUGCGGUGCCGCCAGAGCACGGGUGCCGUCGGGGCACCGGGGUGUGCCGGCUGGGGGAGAGCUGCCUGCACGGGCCGGCCCAGCCGGGGAGGAGCGUGCUGGGGAUAGCGGCGCCUGGCCCCGGCAGCUCCCUGGGGAAGGCGUCUGGGGCAGGGGAUGGCAGCCUGCGGGGUGGCACCGGGGACGGGGACCUGGCAGAGCAGGAUGGAAGAGAGGCAGGUCGGAGGCACGGAGAGGCCACGGGGCUCCCUGACCACCCACGUGCUGAACACGGCCACGGGGCUGCCCGCCGCCCGCCUCGCCCUCCGCCUGGCCCAGCUGCAGGAGCCGGGGGCGCAGUGGAGGGAGCUGGUGCAGAGGUGGACAGAUGAGGACGGGCGCUGCCUGCCCCUCCUGCCCCCGGGGCAGGCUGAGGCCGGCACCUACAAGCUGCGCUUUGAGACGGCGGAGUACUGGCAGAGCCUGGGGCACACCAGCUUCUACCCCUUCGUGGAGGUCGUCUUCACCAUCACCGACCCAGCCCAGAAGCUGCACAUCCCACUGCUGAUCAGCCCCUACUCCUACACAACAUACCGGGGCAGCUAGGGCAAGGCACAUCCUCCCUGCAGGGCCGCCGGUCGCUGGGGCGAACUACACGACUGACACCAUUAAAGGAUUCAAACAGCACC
This is a messenger RNA of Oxyura jamaicensis (ruddy duck), 781 nucleotides long. RefSeq names its product 5-hydroxyisourate hydrolase-like. Gene Ontology annotation, molecular function: hydroxyisourate hydrolase activity. Gene Ontology annotation, biological process: purine nucleobase metabolic process. Bases 270 to 698 code for a protein of 142 amino acids. The transcript has 4 exons. Lineage: Eukaryota; Metazoa; Chordata; Aves; Anseriformes; Anatidae. The record is from RefSeq and is a predicted model, not a curated record.